AGGGGGGGACCGUGUCGUCCUUUCAAUUCAUUUAUCUGCAGGAAUGAUUGCUGCUAUCAGUCUCGCGCUCACCGCCCGGCUGAGGAGGUGAAAGUUUCUCCCCAGGAAGAUAAACCGCAAAAGACAAUAUUGUGCAUGAUUUGCGCCUUUUCUUUGGCUUUUUCUUUCUUUCUUCUCCCCCCACCCACUUUUUUUUUUUUUUUUUUUUUUUUUUGCAAAAAGCAGAGAGGGAAAAAAGGAGAGUGAAGGAGCGAGGAGGCGAGCGUGAGAGAAAGGAGAGAGAGAGAAAAGAAAGAGCGAGGGGCUAGUGGAGAAGUGAGGAGGGGCGCGCGGCGCGAGGCGGAGAGAGAGCGAAGCUGUCGCGGCUCUGGCGCUCACAUUCCUCUAUGCUACAAAUCCAGGAGGAAGUUUUUUUGGGGGGCUGAGAUGCUCCAUGCCUUUCCCCGGGCAGCCUUGACGCGCGGCCCUCCCGGCAGAGACUAAGCGGCGAGAAAGUGCGAGCCGGGCCGGCAGGGUCUGCCUGGCGGGCGCUGGAGCCUGUCUUACUCGCGGCCCGCAGCCGUCCGGCUACUUUGCGUUUGGCCGGGCCAACGCCCGGGCGCGCCGCGCCGUUGCCUGCAGGCUAGGACUUCGCGAGGUGGGUCGACUCCCCCUCCCUCCUCCUCUUCUUCUUCUUCUUCCUCCUCCUCUUGUUCCUCCUCCUCCUCCUCCCGAUUUUCCCUCCUCGGCUGGCGAGGGUGGGGGGGGCGGGGGAGGCCGGGGCUCGCCCCGAGCAGCCACGAUGCUCCUGGACGCCGGCCCCCAGUACCCAGCGAUCGGCGUGACCACCUUUGGCGCGUCCCGCCACCACUCCGCGGGCGACGUGGCCGAACGAGACGUGGGCCUGGGCAUCAACCCGUUCGCCGACGGCAUGGGCGCCUUCAAGCUCAACCCUAGUUCGCACGAGCUGGCUUCGGCCGGCCAGACAGCCUUCACGUCGCAGGCGCCAGGCUACGCGGCUGCUGCGGCCCUGGGCCAUCACCAUCACCCGGGCCACGUCGGCUCCUAUUCCAGCGCAGCCUUCAACUCCACGCGGGACUUUCUGUUCCGCAACCGGGGUUUUGGCGACGCGGCGGCGGCAGCCAGCGCACAGCACAGCCUCUUUGCUGCAUCGGCCGGGGGCUUCGGGGGCCCACACGGCCACACGGACGCCGCGGGCCACCUCCUCUUCCCAGGGCUUCACGAGCAGGCUGCCGGCCACGCGUCGCCUAACGUGGUCAACGGGCAGAUGAGGCUCGGCUUCUCGGGGGACAUGUACCCGCGACCGGAGCAGUACGGCCAGGUGACCAGCCCGCGUUCCGAGCACUAUGCUGCGCCGCAGCUGCACGGCUACGGGCCCAUGAACGUGAACAUGGCCGCGCAUCACGGCGCCGGCGCCUUCUUCCGCUACAUGCGCCAACCCAUCAAGCAAGAGCUCAUCUGCAAGUGGAUCGAGCCCGAGCAGCUGGCCAACCCCAAAAAGUCGUGCAACAAAACUUUUAGCACCAUGCACGAGCUAGUCACGCACGUCACCGUGGAGCACGUAGGUGGCCCGGAGCAGAGUAAUCACAUCUGCUUCUGGGAGGAGUGUCCGCGCGAGGGCAAGCCCUUCAAAGCCAAAUACAAACUGGUUAACCACAUCCGCGUGCACACGGGGGAGAAGCCCUUUCCCUGCCCCUUCCCUGGCUGUGGCAAGGUCUUCGCGCGCUCCGAGAACUUAAAGAUCCACAAAAGGACGCACACAGGGGAGAAGCCCUUCAAGUGCGAGUUUGAGGGCUGUGACCGGCGCUUCGCUAACAGCAGCGACCGCAAGAAGCACAUGCACGUGCACACGAGCGACAAGCCCUAUCUUUGCAAGAUGUGCGACAAGUCCUACACGCAUCCCAGUUCGCUGCGCAAACACAUGAAGGUCCACGAAUCCUCCUCGCAGGGCUCGCAGCCUUCGCCGGCCGCCAGCUCCGGCUACGAAUCCUCCACGCCUCCCACCAUCGUGUCUCCCUCCACAGACAACCCGACCACCAGCUCCUUAUCUCCCUCCUCCUCCGCAGUCCACCACACAGCCGGCCACAGCGCGCUCUCUUCCAAUUUUAACGAAUGGUACGUUUAAAAUCAGAAACAAAACACCGAACAAAACCCUAUUUAAGAGACUGAUCACACACGUAUACACAACAUUACUGAAAGAACCCUGCGAAUCAAAACAACCCCCCACACAGACCCCGCAAUCCUUUUUAAAAAAUCUGCCAAUAGACCCAGGACGAGUAACAGAGGAAGUAUCAACCUUUAAAAAUUUCCUUUCGCUUUCAUUAUUUUUCCUUUUUUGGCGAAGGCUUGGUACCCAAGGUGCGGUAGGGGGUCUAGGGGGAGGAGGCCACCUGACCAAAUGCCGCCUACCCCGAGGGCCAGUUUCUUGUCGGAUCCGUACGGGCUCUCUGGGGCUUCAGCUUUUUUUUCUUUGUUUUCUUGUAAAUACAGAAUUAUUAGCUUAAAACUGUACUGUUGAAUUCUGUAAAUAGUUAUAUCGCGGUUGGAGCGGGUGGGUGGGAUUGUGGCGUUGUGGUCUUUGCAUUGGGGGAGGGGGGAGGGGCUGGGCGGGUGGGGGGAGGGGAGGGGUGGGCGGCCGAAAGCCAACUGUUUGUACUGAAUGGCAAGAAUGUUCUAGUAAAUGUGUACCAAAAUGUGAAUUACUUUGUACGAUUACAGUCUCCACGUCGACCUAACCGAAUAUUAUUGGUAUUAAUGUGCUUUUUUUGUAUAAAGUGCAAACAUUUCGUCCAAAAGUCUAAGUACUUUAGUGCAGUAAAAUGUUGUUUCCCGUCCUGUCAAGAAUUCGUAUAGUACGAGCCUGGAUCUGCGUGUCAAACUGUUCCAUUUGUUUAUGUAAAGUGAUAUUAAAAAAGAUAUAAACUAUAACUGUCCGUUACUUUUGGCAAAAGAUACAACCACAUAAUGUAUAUAAUUCCUAGUUUCCAUAUUUAUCCGCAUGUAAAGGGCCGGUUUAUCCAUGUUACAGCUCUUCAAUAUUUAUGGUUAGAAGAACUCGUAUGUACACUUUAGUUUCCAGAACUGUUUGGUAACCUUUCGUACCUUAUUAAAGAUUCUUAAAUCUCA
Macaca mulatta (Rhesus monkey) is the source of this 3126-nucleotide messenger RNA. It is a transcript of the gene ZIC1, whose product is annotated as Zic family member 1. NCBI's taxonomy places the organism in Eukaryota, Metazoa, Chordata, Mammalia, Primates, Cercopithecidae. Gene Ontology annotation, cellular component: nucleus. Gene Ontology annotation, molecular function: DNA-binding transcription factor activity, RNA polymerase II-specific; RNA polymerase II cis-regulatory region sequence-specific DNA binding. The record is from RefSeq and is a predicted model, not a curated record. Gene Ontology annotation, biological process: regulation of transcription by RNA polymerase II.